This is a messenger RNA of Rhinopithecus roxellana (golden snub-nosed monkey), 3384 nucleotides long. It is a transcript of the gene IL17RE, whose product is annotated as interleukin 17 receptor E. The transcript is spliced from 14 exons. The coding region runs from base 1140 to 2786 and encodes 548 amino acids. Lineage: Eukaryota; Metazoa; Chordata; Mammalia; Primates; Cercopithecidae. The record is from RefSeq and is a predicted model, not a curated record. Gene Ontology annotation, molecular function: interleukin-17 receptor activity.
CGAGCAGAGAUUGCGCCACGGCACUCCAGCCUAAAAAUACUCUCGAUAGAGUGAGACUUGGUCUCAAAAAAAAAAGAUCCUUGACCUGGUAGGUGUGCCCCCAACUUUCUUUCCAGUGUGUGUGUUACCAAGGUGAGGGCUAAAGCUGCUCAAAUGCUCCAUGAGUGGGAGGAAGCUGUGGGAUGAUGGGGAGGGUUCCCACAAAGAUGGAGCCUCGUCAGCCUUUCUCCAGCACCGGAAACCACAGGAAAUCAGGUCAGUGUGUGGGGCCCACUCCCUCCACUCCAGGGCUCAGCUAUGAGCUCUGGGGCUUCCUGAGCAGGCUGUACUGACUAGUGGGUCCUUGAAGCUAGAGGCCCCUUUGGUAUGGAGCCCUUUGCCUAGAAGAGCUGGACCAGGCUCAUGGGUAGAGAGAACUUGGCUGUAGUCCUGAGAGUUAACCAGGUGGGAAGCCAGGGUACAUAUGGGUUUCACAUGCAUCCUAGAGUGCUUUUUUCCUCCCCACUCUAAAUGGUGCCUCACUCACCUCUGUAUCUCCAGCACCCAGUGCUGAGUAGUGCUUAAGAGCUCGGCUAAUUCUCUAAGUGAGGGGGUGAAGCACAUGUCUUUGGGAGACACAAGUUUAACAGUGUGCUGAUGGGUGGGUCAGAUCUGCAGUGUGUUUCAGGAGUAGGAGGUGCUAAGAAAUGGGUGCGUCCCCCAACCUGAUGCUAGUCCCUUUCCUGUUACUUCUCAGUCACAGCAGGAGCCCCUUGUCUUUCAGGUGGGGGGCAGUAGGGUUUUGGGGGGCACAAGCUUUCCUCAGUCCCUCCACUUGGAGGGGAAGGAAUGUGGCCUGGCUGGCUGGUUGGGAUCAAGGAGGAGCUUUCAGGCAGGGCGGGGCCACGGCAGGCUGGGGCGAGGGCUCCUGCUGGUACUGUGUUCUUCGCUGCUGCACAGCAAGGCCCUGCCACCCACCUUCAGGCCAUGCAGCCAUGUUCUGGGAGCCCUAAUUGUACAGAAGCCCAUGGGGAGCUUCAGACCGGCAGCCCUGCUCCUGCCUCUCCUCCUGGUAGUCAUCGACCUCUCUGACUCUGCUGGGAUUGGCUGUCCCCACCUGCCCCACUGGAACACCCGCUGUCCUCUGGCCUCCCACAUGGAUGACAGUUUCACUGAGGAAGCCGCUGCCUAGUCGUCGCCUGUCUGAGAAGAGCCAUCACAUUUCCAUCCCCUCCCCAGACAUCUCCCACAAGGGACUUCGCUCUAAAAGGACCCAACCUUCGGAUCCAGAAGCAUGGGAAAGUCUUCCCAGAUUGGACUCUCAAAGGCAUGGAGGGCCCGAGUUCUCCUUUGAUUUGCUGCCUGAGGCCCGGGCUAUUCGGGUGAACAUACCUUCAGGCCCUGAGGUCAGUGUGCGUCUUUGUCACCAGUGGGCACUGGAGUGUGAGGAGCUGAGCAGUCCCUAUGAUAUCCAGAAAAUUGUGUCUGGGGGCCACACUGUAGAGCUGCCUUAUGAAUUCCUUCUGCCCUGUCUGUGCAUAGAGGCAUCCUACCUGCAAGAGGACACUGUGAGGCGCAAAAAAUGUCCCUUCCAGAGCUGGCCGGAAGCCUAUGGCUCAGACUUCUGGAAGUCAGUGCACUUCACUGACUACAGCCAGCACACUCAGAUGGUCAUGGCCCUGACACUCCGCUGCCCACUGAAGCUGGAAGCUGCCCUCUGCCAGAAGCAAGACUGGCAUACCCUUUGCAAAGACCUCCCAAAUGCCACGGCUCAAGAGUCAGACGGGUGGUAUGUUUUGGAGAAGGUGGAUCUGCACCCCCAGCUCUGCUUCAAGUUCUCUUUUGGAAACAGCAGCCAUGUUGAAUGCCCCCACCAGACUGGGUCUCUCACAUCCUGGAAUGUGAGCAUGGAUACCCAGGCCCAGCAGCUGAUUCUUCACUUCUCCUCAAGAAUGCAUGCCACCUUCAGUGCUGCCUGGAGCCGCCCAGGCUUGGGGCAGGACACUUUGGUGCCCCCUGUGUACACUGUCAGCCAGGCCCGGGGCUCAAGCCCAGUGACACUAGACCUCAUCAUUCCCUUCCUGAGGCCAGGGCACUGUGUCCUGGUGUGGCGGUCAGAUGUCCAGUUUGCCUGGAAGCACCUCUUGUGUCCAGAUGUCUCUUACAGACGCCUGGGGCUCUUGAUCCUGACACUGCUGGCCCUCCUUACCCUACUGGGUGUUGUUCUGGCCCUCAUCUGUCGGCGCCCACAGUCAGGCCCGGGCCCAGCGCGGCCAGUGCUCCUCCUGCACGCUGCGGACUCGGAGGCGCAGCGGCGCCUGGUGGGAGCGCUGGCUGAACUGCUGAGGGCAGCGCUGGGGGACGGGCGCGACGUGAUCGUGGACCUGUGGGAGGGGAGGCACGUGGCGCGCGUGGGCCCGCUGCCGUGGCUCUGGGCCGCGCGGGCGCGCGUAGCGCGGGAGCAGGGCACGGUGCUGCUGCUGUGGAGCAGCGCCUGCCUUCGCCCGGCCCGCGGCCCCGACCCCCGCGCCACGCCCCUGCUCGCCCUGCUCCACGCUGCCCCGCGCCCGCUGCUGCUCGCUUACUUCAGUCGCCUCUGCACCAAGGGCGACAUCCCCCCGCCGCUGCGCGCCCUGCCUCGCUACCGCCUGUUGCGCGACCUGCCGCGCCUGCUGCGGGCGCUGGACGCGCAGCCUUCCGCAGAGGCCACCAGCUGGGGCCGCCUCGGUGCGCGGCAGCGCAGGCGGAGCCGCCUAGAGCUGUGCAGCCUGCUGGAACGAGAGGCCGCCCGACUAGACCUAGGUUGAGCAGAGCUCCACCGCAGUCCCGGGUGUCUGCGGCCGCAAUGCAACGGACACUGGCUAGAACCCCGGAAUGAACCUUAGACCCUGGAAUCCUUGGGGUGCGUCGAGGACGACUGGCCGAAAAGCCUUAUUCCCUUCCUCACAGACCGGAAGUCCCAGCCCAGUCCCCGCGCGUCCCUCUUCCUCCUCAUACUUUCCCUUGACUGAGAGCUCCUCUAACCCCUGUUCUGAUGGAGGAGGGCGGUCUUCCCACUUCCUCUCCAGAACUCCAGAAAGAGCAGUGUGCUUAUGCUCCAGUCCAGGCUGGAGAGGCUGGGGCCGGGGUAGGGAGGCAGGAGCCAUGCCAGUUCUGAAGGAGGGUGAGGGGGUGUGGGGGGGGGGGGGCGGGGGGCGGCUGAGAGAAAACCUCCUUGGGGGCCAGGGAUUCCCUUUCCCACACUGAGGCUCUGCCCAGUGGGAGAGAGGACUCUGGACCUAGGAAAAGAGGCUUUUGGCUCUGGGUGUUCAGGACAAUGGGAGUUGGGGGUGGGAUGGGUGGUUGCUAGCGGUGGGGACCAAGAUCCGGAAAGAUGAAUAAAGACAAACAUGACAAACUAAAAAA